Cryptosporidium ubiquitum is the source of this 837-nucleotide messenger RNA. RefSeq lists its product as uncharacterized. The record is from RefSeq and is a predicted model, not a curated record. The coding region runs from base 1 to 837 and encodes 278 amino acids. NCBI's taxonomy places the organism in Eukaryota, Apicomplexa, Conoidasida, Eucoccidiorida, Cryptosporidiidae. The transcript has a single exon.
AUGAACUGGAGGCAUACAAAGGGGUUUAAUGAAAUUGAAGAUCUCUUGAAACGUGUUAGGGAUAUUGAGCUACUAUGUGUAUCUGCUGCGAGAAUUGAUAAGAGUUCUAAUAUUGAAUCGGAAUAUACCAAACACAAGAUUAGGUUAUUCGAGUUAUAUAAUACAGCAAGCACAAUUUUAGAUGGCCUUGAGAGUAAUACAAACCAAACAAAGUUUUUGAUCAAAAUUAAAUUAGAAGAUUUAAUUAAUCAGAUGAAAAUUGAAAUACAGGAAUUACGAAAAAUACAUAACAAAUACUACUCUCCAAAUUUACAUAUUUCCGGGUUGGCUAAAAAAGAUGAUAAAUUUCUGGAAAUUGAAGAUUACGAAAGAGAAUUCAUUGCAAUCACUCAAUCAAGGUUUAAUAAAUUGUUUGUCAAUCCGUGCUCAAAAAUGGCUCAUUCAUUAACUCUUAAUGAUUUCAUGCUUAGAUCUGAUUCAGUUAACAAAUUUGAACAUAAAGUGAUUUCUAAUUUAGAUAUGGCGAAGAUUAAUGAAUGGAAUUUGGAAAAUCAGAGAAUAGAUGAAGAUAUAAAAGAAAUUGGGAACACGGCAUUAAGAAUUGCUGAUAGAGCGGAACGGCUUGGCUGUGAGGCCAAGACACACAGUAUUAAGAUAGAAGAAAUUAAGGGCAUUACGGAAUUCGCCACGGCUGACAUUGCCAAUUUGAAUAGGAAGGUUCAGGAAAUAAUAGGUACAAAUAGCAACACCACCUUCUGUUGUAGAAUAACAUUGGUUAUACUGGUCUUUAUCUCUAUUUCAAUUAUUAUUGUAUUGAUAUUUAAAAAACUAAUUUAG